Molecule: messenger RNA, 2240 nt
Organism: Branchiostoma floridae (Florida lancelet)
Lineage: Eukaryota; Metazoa; Chordata; Leptocardii; Amphioxiformes; Branchiostomatidae
Exons: 7
Coding region: 245-2134 (629 amino acids)
Cellular component (GO): Golgi apparatus
Molecular function (GO): protein binding
Source: RefSeq, a predicted model, not a curated record
AGAUAUUCCAGCCACCCCCUCUACAAAACCAACUGGUGCAUCCAAGCUAUCCUACCAUUGGUCAGAGGUGCCAACCAAUGAGGAGGCUCCUUGCAACAGGAGCAAGCAUGCGGCCUGUGUUCAUGAUGGAAGCCUGUUCCUGUAUGGAGGACGGGAUGUCAGGGCCACGAGGAAGGAUCUAUGGCAGUGUGAUCUAAGAACAAACCAGUGGUCCAGCGUCCAUACACAGGGCGACGCCCCUUCAAUGCUUCAGGAACAUUCCAUGGUGGCGUACAAGGGUCGGCUGUACCUGUUUGGCGGGUCCCUGGGCUGCAGCGAUGACAGGGAGAAACCGCUUUGGAUCUACGACAUCGAGACUGGAGUCUGGAGAAACCACCUACCGGAGUCUGAAGUCAAGAUCCCCAUUGGUCGACGGAGCCACACAGCUGUAAUAUCCCACAAUUCUAUGCACAUCUAUGGCGGCUACAUUGACCUGAAGGGGUCAUCGGGGGAACUCUGGACUUUUGUGUUUGAAACUGGCCACUGGCACCUCAGCUCUGACGGACAGACCAACCACGUGCCUCUUCCCAGACACUCUCACUCCGCAGUGGUGCAUGAUGGGAACAUGUGGGUGUAUGGAGGGCUGAACAACCUGCACCCUCUGGGGGACCUGUGGAAGUGGAACUUCGAGAAGCGUGCUUGGAGUCGUGUUCGGUUCAGGUCAGGUCCGCCCGAGCUAAGCGGACACAGCGCUGUUAAGGCUGCCCACUGUAUGCUGGUGUUUGGAGGCCAGGACAGUUCUGGAACACUCAGACAGGACAUGUGGAGGUUCAGCUUUGCGAACCAGACGUGGGAUAAGAUCAUCAUCAACAGGAUGUGGCCUUCUCCCCGCACCCAGCUGACCUUCACUUCCCUGGUGACCUUCAACCUCCAGGCCCACGCUGCCACCCCUGCCACCCGGACGUGGUCCGUUCCAUUCUUCCUCGACCACGUGGGGCCGACGCCUGACGACCACCGCCCGCGUACGUCCCCCGCUUCCGUGGAGGAGAAACGCUUCAGGAACCGAAUCCACCCGGUUUUGCGGAACGGCAAAAAACGCGACCUCUCUCCGCAAAGACUCCAUGAGGAGGAAGCGACCAAUCGUGCGAGCCCGUUGGGCUGGUUAAGCGAGAACCCAAACAUCGAUAAUCAGACUCAAAACAUUUGGCAGCCAAAGGAAAAUGCAGUACACGAGGAUUUAGACACUAGAAAGGACUCUAGGAUGGGAGAGACUGAGAAAACAUAUCAGUGUAUGCUGGGAGUGGGAAAGGAUGUGCAGGAACAAGGUAUGGGGGACACUGCUGGACAGGGUAAAGCCCCCUUACCAGGGUUCAUCCGGACUAGCUCUGUGGAGUCGAUUCAGAUCAGUAGUAAACUGCAGUUUUCCCAAACCCCUGAGAUAAUUGUAGACGAGUUUUCACCGAACAGCGGCAGUGAGAGGAACCUACUGGUCCCCAACAUGAAAACAUCGCAGAGCUUUGCUGAGGGGAUUGUGAACAGGAAGAGGAAACCGAAGCAAGAAAAAGUCGGGAUCGAAAAUGCUGCUUUUGUUGGAGCUGAACCAAAACAGAACAUUGAGGACCUACAACUUGAGGACUUGGAAGAUUCAGCUGCCUUGGAUGCAGAAUUCAGUCGUUUCCAUGGCAACAGAAAUUCCCAUGGCAACAGGCAAGAUCUCCAUGGAAACAAGCAAGAUUUUAACAACAUCAGGAAUGACUCUUUUCCAAAGCUAAAUUCCUAUAGAUACAUGCAAAAUUCCACGGAACUGACAAGCCAUGAGAGAGGAAAUGGUCUGUUGCAUGGACAGACAGAAACGACCUUUUCUCCUUCAAGUGAAAAGCAGAGCUUAAACAGCUCUUCACUGCCACCGAGUACAUCAGCUUCGUCUUUGACAGUCUCCUCUUCUGCAGCUGCAAAAGAUUCUCCUACACUAGGAGUUUCUGAAGCCCCGGGUUUCACUCCAGCCUCUGUGUACAAUGACUCGGAAGCAGCCAAUGCUUUUAUGCCCUGUAUGGGAGUGACAAGUAUUGUAGCAUUGGGAGGAAGAACUUCGGGGGUCCAGUACAGCAACAAGCCUCUGUCUGUGUGGAAGUUGGAUGUUACUCCACUUCAGUAGGGCAGAGGUAAGCUGUGAUAGUCACAAAAGAAGGAAUAAGUUCUAAGGAAUUUACAAUUUUAUUCUGUUGAGGCCACACAACUUACACUUAGGCCAAAAAGCAAGU